AUGUUGCUCAAGUCAGCCGCCCUCGUCUGCCUCCUGGCUGAGCUCGGUCUCGCGCGCCAUCACCAGCACCCCAAGCGCCAGGUCGCACCCUCCCCGAUCCUGUCGAGCAUCAGCAUCCCGCCCCCUCCCUCGACGGGAACUGGUGCUGCCGGCGCCGCUCCCGGUACUGGUGGUCCGACGGGCAUCUUCCUCAACACCUCGAUCCCCGUCGCCACCCCUCAGGUCACGACCCUCACCGAGGUAGCAACCGUCACCUCUACCCUCGAGAACAAUGCCACCGUCACCGAGGUCAUCACCACCGAGCGCACCGUUACCGCUUCCGCCCCCGCCGUCAUCCAGCAGCCCCAGAUCAUCAUCAUCUCCCAGGUCACCUUCUUCCAGUUCAUCUCCGCCCUCGGUGGCGCCCCUCCCGCCGUUCAGCAGGGUGAGCAGGGCGGCUUCGUCGUCGGCGGCCAGCAGUUUGGCCAGUUCCAGUCCGCCUGCAGCGCCGCCUGUGGUAUGCAGUUCACCCAGUGCCAGAGUAUCGCCGGACAGAACUUUGCCAUCUCCCAGUGCCAGACCCAGCUUGUCAACUGCCAGAACGCCGCAAAGACCGCCACCGUCACCGUCUCCGUGCCCGUGACUGUCACCCAGACCGUCAUUCUUCCGAGCGGCCCAGUCUCUGGAGGAAGCAGCCUGCCCUCUGCCACGCUCGAGAACGGCGGCUCCGUCAUUGCCACCACCACUCUGCCCCCUGACUCUGGCGCCACCAUCGGAUCCGGAGGCGUCAGCUUCGUCACCGUCCCCGCUACCCCUGCUGCUCCUCCUUCCCAGACGCCCGCUGCCCCUGAGACCCAGGUCUUGACCACCACUCUCCCGGCCAACCCCGACUCGCCCUCCGGCUCCCCCAUCGUCUCCGUGAUCACCAUCACCCGCCAGCCCGGUUCUGAGCCCUCUGCCACCGGCGGUGCCUCCGAGCAAGCCGGCUCCGUCGAGACCUCCGCAGUCGUUUCCACCCUUCCUCCCCAGUCCGAGGGCGGCGCCCCCGUCGUUUCCACCAUCUACAUCACCAAGACUGCCGGUGUUCCUGUUGCUUCCGGCACGGCUGUCAGCUCCGUCGACGCAAUUGCCAGCGGCUCCGUCCAGACCUCUGCCGUCGUGUCGACCCUACCUCCCAAGUCCGAGGGCGGCGCACCCAUCGUCUCGACCAUCUACAUCACUAGAACCGGCGGUGGCGAUGUCCCUGCUGCUUCUGGUACCGCAGUCAGCUCCGUCGAUGCCGUGGCUUCCUCCGCCGUCAUCACCACUCUCCCUGCCCAGUCCGAGGGAGGUCAGCCCAUCGUCUCGACGAUCUACGUCACUGCCCAGCCUCCCGCUCCCUCCAACGAGCCCGGUGCCUCCGGACAGGGCGGCGAGGUCGUCACUUCUGCCAUUGAGACCACCCUUCCUCCCCAGAGCGCCGGCGGCUCCGCCAUCGUCAGCACCGUCUACGUGACUGCCACCGUGUCUGGAGGUGUCCCCGUCGCCUCCGGUACGGCCGUCAGCUCCGUCGAUGCAGUCGCCAGCUCCUCUGCCGUCGUGACCACUCUGCCCGCCGAGUCCGAGGGAGGUCAGCCCAUCGUCUCAACCAUCUACGUCACCGCUCAACCCCCUCAGCCUACUGGCGGCAACGGCAACGAAGGCGGCGCGGCCUCAGAGCAGGGCGGCGAAGUCGUUACCUCGGCCGUCGAAACCACUCUCCCUCCCCAGAGCGCCGGCGGCUCCGCCAUCAUCAGCACAGUCUACGUGACCGCCACCGUCCCCGCGGCCUCGGCCUCCGCUUCCGCAUCCAUCUCCCGCCCAGCUGAGCCCCCCCGCCCCAACGAGCCCAAGACCUCCGUCAUUACAAUGACCCUCGCGCCUCCCUCCGGCUCCCCCGUCAUCUCCCUUGUCACAGUCACUAUCCAGCCCACCGCAGGCCCCUCGGGCUCCGGCUCACCCCCGGCCCAGACUGAGGUCGUCACCUCCGCCCUGACAUCCACCAUCCCCGCCGAGGGCACCACCCCGCCCCGCGUGACAACAGUCUACGUGACCGCCCAGCCUCCCGCCCCAACCUCCGCCCCCGCCCCUCCCCGCGUCGUCACAGUCACAGUCGGCUCCCUCACCGGCGUCGUCACAAUCAGCGACGCAGCCCAGAGCUCCGCCUCCGGCACUACCAUCGCCUCGGCUCUCCCCAGCGCCGGUGCGGGCGGUAACACCGGUGGCAACGGUGGAAGCGGCGGCAACGGAGGCAGCGUUGGCGGCGAGAGCGGCGGAAGCUGCCCUUCAGCCGCGCCCGUCACCGUCACCGUCAGCGCGUGCCCCACCGCUCCCGUCACCUCCGUCCUGACCCAGACCGUCUCGGUCGUGCCCACGUCCACCCCGGCUGCCGUCAAGCGCGCCGAGGAGGGCAAGCGCGACGCCGUCUACCACCCCCGCCGCCACGGCCACGCCUUUGGCUUCUGGUAA
This is a messenger RNA of Colletotrichum paranaense, 2466 nucleotides long. RefSeq lists its product as uncharacterized. The record is from RefSeq and is a predicted model, not a curated record. Lineage: Eukaryota; Fungi; Ascomycota; Sordariomycetes; Glomerellales; Glomerellaceae. The transcript has a single exon. Bases 1 to 2466 code for a protein of 821 amino acids.